AUGUGGGAGAAAGACACGAACGACCAACAAGCCGUUGAAACCGGUGCCGAUGAUGCUGUCGUACCCGUCGUAAACCAAGCGUUGGGAGCCAGAAGAAAAAGGAUGGGCUACACACUCUUUGGAUUUGAUUUGACCAAUGACCACGGAGCUGAUCAAGCCAAUUUUCAUCCCAAGUCGUCAGGAAGUUUGUCUUUGGAAUCGAAAAUACUCCACAAAAUCCACUCGAUUUGCUAUUAUUUGCCGAAUACGAUAAUGUCUUGGAAAUGGAUGUCAACUGCCAAGUUCUGGUGGAUUGGUAAACCUCUGUAUACUUCACAGUUGGAGGAAGGAUUGGCCUGCCACAUCCCUGAACAAUUUGCAGGCGUGUUAGCCAGAAAUCAAUUACAAACCUUACAGCCAACACGCUAUCCCUCAGCGUACGUUGUGAAUACCGACGACGCAGGCCAGCCUGGAAAACAUUGGACAGUUUUUGUAUGCGAAAAAGACCAUUGUGAUUUCUUCGACUCGUUUGGAUGUUCCCCAGAAGUGUAUGGCCAAGAUUUUGCCGACUUUGCGCGGCGUCAAGGACCCUUACGUCACAAUACCCGGAGGAUUCAAGGAAAUCAAAGUGCUGUCUGCGGGCAUUAUUGUUUCUUUUACUUGUGUCAUAAAUUCCACGUACCGUCACCCCAUGCUUUAUCGGUGUUCCAAUCUAAUCUGACCGAAAACGAUCGUUUAGUCCAUGCUUGGGCCCAUCACCAUUUUCCUUAUUUGUCUUUUGAAGAUUGCGAAACAUGUUUAGACAAUAUGUCUAACUACUACUACUUUCCCAAAAUGACGACAAAAUGA
Lottia gigantea (owl limpet) is the source of this 828-nucleotide messenger RNA. RefSeq lists its product as hypothetical. The coding region runs from base 1 to 828 and encodes 275 amino acids. The transcript is spliced from 2 exons. Lineage: Eukaryota; Metazoa; Mollusca; Gastropoda; Lottiidae. The record is from RefSeq and is a predicted model, not a curated record.